Molecule: messenger RNA, 1609 nt
Organism: Pseudo-nitzschia multistriata
Lineage: Eukaryota; Bacillariophyta; Bacillariophyceae; Bacillariales; Bacillariaceae
Source: the annotation of a GenBank genome assembly
UAAGACAGUUUCUUCAUGGAUUCAUUGUCAAGGGGUCAUCUGAAGAUGGAAUUCAAUAUUCCUCAACUGACAGUGGGUUGAUUUGUAGUAUCGUUGAGGACAUAAAGCAAGGAGAGCCAGAGAAGCCUACUGCAUCCUCCAACAGGCUUGAACUACCAAUAAAAGUACAGAAAGGGAAGCCCACUGCGUCUCCAACAGGAAAACCUACUGAGUGUCCAACAGACAACUAUCAACAGGAAAACCUACUGAGUGUCCAACAGACCACUAUUAACAGGAAAACCUACUGCGUCUCCAACAGACAAAUACCAACAGGGGGGUGCAGUACACCAUAUUUCACAUGUAAACGAAGGGUGUCGAAUCAACAGAGAACGUUCUUCGUGACAACGGAUUUUUGAAAUAAUUGCUUGUCAACGGUUUCACCGUUGAACACUUUUUGUAUCUUGUGCUAUCUAAAAAGAAAAAUUUAAAUUCUUAACCCGCGCGUACCGGCAAGCAACCCACUACAAAUAACCCAUUAAAGAAAAGGCCUUUUUGAGGCUUGACUCCAAAAAGUUCCGAAUUUUGUGUUCGAACAAACUCUUCCGAGAGAAUACAGGCAUGUUCUUUCUGAAAAUUCCGAAUGAAGGACGAUGCAUAAGAAAGCAAGGAUCAUGAUCGAAUUCAAAAGCACCAAACCACACCAAACGCACGAUACACCGAACAUUCCAUACAAAGAUAGAUCAGAAGUUUCCAAAAAGAUUAAAUUAAACAAGAUCGGGAGGGGGAAAAUACUACGUGCAUUCUUUUUCGCAACCGAACAAAGAUCCUUGCGGGAAAAUGGUGAAACGCGGACGAUGGUUCUCCCCUCGAGGUGAUCCCGUGUUCAUUUUAGCAGAACGAGCGUCGAAAAAAAUAUCGAUUGGCUCAAUUAAAAAGCCCGAGAGACUAAAUUUAGAAAAAGAUCUGAGGAGGAGCCAUGUCUCCCAAGAUGUUCUCGUAGGAAUCAUCGACGGAAAUAGAGAACGCCGAAGCGACGAAGCACCCGCCGGUCGCAUCCCAGAUGAAGCUCCAACACUUCAAGGAUCCGAGCCGCAAAUCAGAGACAAUUCUUAUAUCUUUGAGUCGGAGGGAGCUGGAAUAUCGAACCUCGAUCCUUGCGACGAUGAUGGGCACAACAGCGACACCAAAACACCGGGACCGGCGUCCUCGGUUUCGUCUCUAAGAAGGUGGUUGCAAGGUCGAUCAACGUCGGCGUCGGUCGAAGGAAUUUAUUUUAAGCACGGCUUCGAACCUGCCUACCAUACACUCGAUGGGAUGCGAAAGACGUUGUUUGAUUGGGAUUGGCAGCAGGAAUCGAAUGGAUAUCCACCGAUCGAAGAUAGUCACGUGGGUGCAACAACAAGCAUACGAGAGUAAAUUAGUUUGGAAGGGGUAGGCUAUUUGUCGGUAUUUAUUUGCAGUGUAUGGUAAUGCAAUUUAGUGACAUGGGAUACGGGACAAUUUUGAAGCGUAGCCGUACCAUGAGAAAAUGCAAUGGACAAGGUGUUGGUGCGACGAAGAACCGUCCUAUCUGACAGGAGCGUACAGUCAAGGGGAUAUUUUUGUAACACAGUAAAUAUAUUUUUAUCUA